Saxophila tyrrhenica is the source of this 1797-nucleotide messenger RNA. RefSeq lists its product as uncharacterized. Lineage: Eukaryota; Fungi; Ascomycota; Dothideomycetes; Mycosphaerellales; Extremaceae. The transcript has 2 exons. The record is from RefSeq and is a predicted model, not a curated record. The coding region runs from base 1 to 1797 and encodes 598 amino acids.
AUGUACAACCCUCAUUCGGGGUUCCAGCAGGGUCAAUGGCACCACCAGCAGCAACAGCAGCCCCACCAGGCUUUGGGCCAUGGCUCACAUCGCUCCGGGCCUCCGCCUGCCAAGAGAGCUAAGAAUAACCCGAUCAUCACUCGCUAUCCGCCUCCACCAGGGUAUACCGGACCUGGUGCUCAACCUGCCCAGUACCAGCAGCAGCAGCAGCAGCAGCAGCAGCAGUGGCAGCAACCUACACAGUCAUAUCCCGGUCCCCACGGCCAGAAAACGUAUUCCGGUCCCCACGGUCAGACAACAUAUCCUGGCUACGCUCAACCCGGGUUUAAAGGCUACGUUCAACCUCAGCAGACCUACCCGCAUCCCCAACAAGCCUACGCGCAACCUCAUCAAUCCUAUGCACAACCUCAUCAGCCCUACCCACAGCCGCAGUAUCCGGGAUACCCUACUACAAGCUUCCCACAGCAGCCUCAACACUCCCAGCCUGCGUGGUCCGCUCCCACUAGCACAACACACAGUCCUUCAUCGGCACCAUGGCAGCCUUCUCACAAGAGCCGCCACAGCUCCGCCACGUCCGCUUCCAUCAGGAGAUCCGCCGACCCGUUCAGCGAAAACCAGGACUAUGUCCCAGGUCAAGCCAAUGUCGACCGGUACGAGGUCGAUGACCUCAACACUGCUUUUCUAGAGGAGGAUUACCUCGACGAGGGCUACUCCGCCACCCAUCCCGACGAGAUCGACCCAAGUCUGAGUCUCGGUACCAUAACAUGGCUUCCUCCGUUGCCGACCAAACGACCACUGCCCCCAACGCACAAAGAAGCCGAGCUAGAAGCCAUUGCUCCUCGCAAGGCCCUUCCAAGCGACGAUGAAUCUAUCAGCGAUUACUUCAUCUACGAGAGGAGACACGAGGCAUUUCUCAGCAUCCGUCAAACAGAGAGGUGGAAUGAGCUCAAGGAUGACAUCAUCUUCAGGGAGUUUGCUCAAGGUCCCACAAAUGUCCUGGCCCUGUCAGAGCUUGUCGACAAGUAUAGGCGCCGUCAUGAUGCCGAGUGGGAGGACCGGGCAUCAACACCGACACCAGAGCCCGAGGACAACUUUAGCAACAUGCAGGUCGACGCCAAUGGCUAUGAGCACGCUGACGACGACGAGCCGACGGAUAUGCUGGGCAAUCUCGAGCAAGCGCUCAACGACGACGCUCCUACCAGACAAUCCGCCCAUCACGCUCGCACGAUGUCCAACAGCUCAGCCACCACACGCAGCCUAAGCAGGCCACGAGCACUACUCCCGGUUCGCGAUCCAGCACAAGAAGACCUUCUCGCCGCUCUCGGAGUCACUGGUUCGCCCAAGAUCGUGUAUGAGACUCCUGGGCCAGCCAUCGGACCUUCGCAACCGCAGCGGGAGCGCAGCCUGUCACGUCCCAGCCGCGAUAACUCUGCUUCUGGCAUGUCUGACAGGCGCCAAGCUGCGCACCAGCCCCCACCACCCCCUCCGCCGCCUUCACAUCCGCCCCCAGGCUCUAUGCGCCGCUCCGGCUCGUACGACCCAUGGGCAGCGGACAACCACACCUUCAGCAACGGACGCCGGGGCUCAAACUCGAGCCAACACACAGCAGCUGGGUCUGACUUCAGCGAGGACGAUGGCGAGAAGACUCCACGUGCUGAGAUGAAUGGUUCACAACGCCGCAAGCGUGGCUACGAGGAAUCGAACAGUGGCUCGCUACAUGGGAUCCCGGAACAAGAUGAAGAGGCUACGCCACGACCACGCCGGAAGCAGCAGCGUGUGGACGAUGUGUACAAGUAA